AUGCCUAAAAUAUUAAUGUUUAAUUACCUUUUCGUUUUUUUAUUAUUAACUAAUAAUAUCGUGAAAUUUUUUUAUUAUGUGGAGAACAAAAAUUUCAAUGAUAUUUGCUUAUAUAAUUCCAAUUUUAAAAAAGAAUUAAAGAUAAAUAAAACAAUUAAGUUAAAACUUCAAACAAAGAAAUAUUCUUAUAUAGACUUAAAACAAAAAGAAAAAAAAACAUAUAACAAAAUAGAACAUGUAUUUGAUAGAAAUGAUAUUAAAAAAAAUGUAUGUGUAAUUUAUUUCAACAUUAACAAUUUUAAGAAAAAAAUUCAAAAGAAAUUGUAUCUAGCAUGUAAAACAAUUGAAAAUGAAAGUUUUACAUACAAAAAAAUUGCAAGAAAUUAUCCCAUUCUUCGGAUUUUUGAAAAGUUAUCACAAAAAAGGAAUUUAAGAAAAAAUAAAGUAAAAAUAAUAUUAACAAUAAAAAAACAUCUACUUUUAAAAAAAGAAAAUCUCCUCAAAACUCCACGGUUGUUUUUUAUUAAUAUAUGUAUUAAAAAUAAAAAUCAAAAGAAAAGAAAUUCUAAAAAAUAUUUAAAGAAAUACGAAGAAUUAUAUAAAAUAUUUACACCAAACAAUGAUGAGGAAGAUGAACAUAUUUCAAAAGUAGAUAAGCGCAAUAUAUCAAAUAUUAUCAUUAAUGAGUGGUGUUUAUCCAAAAACGAAAAGAAGUAUAAUAUGACUUUAAUGUAUGAUUAUAUAUCAAAUAUGCAUAAUACCGAAUAUCAAGACGCAAAAAGUAUAAAUAAUUUUAUAAAAAAUAAUGAAUUAAUAGAAAAAGAAGAAUGUGAAAAAAAAAGUAAAUCUUAUUUAACAUAUAAAUAUAAAUUUAAAUACAUAAAUCCUAUUGAUAAAAGAAUUAAUUUUUAUGAAUAUGAAUAUUACAUUCCCAAAUUAAUAAAAUAUGAAGAAGAUAUUUCUACUGAAUCUAAAUUUGUUCCUUCUAAUUUUAACUCACCUAAAUGUUAUAAUAAAUCUCCCGUAAACUUCUUGACAACUAGUGGUUUUAGCAGUCGUAAUAUUGAUACUUUUGGUAAAGAUAGAAAUAAAAUAUAUUCAUUUAAUACACCAACGGAUAUUAAAAGAAAUAUUUUUUUUAAUGAUUUGAUGUUAAUAUCAUCUUCUUAUAAUCAGCAUUUUUUUUCCAAUUUAUGCUUUUUGUUAAAUUUACACACAUUUCAAAUUUUAAUACGAGAUAAAACUGCUAUAGAAACAGAUUUUAUAAUUGAUAAAUUUGAUCAAUUAAAAGCAAAAUUAAUGGAAUUGCGCUCUCACGAUUCAAAGAAAGAUAAAAUAUCUAUAAAUUGUGAUAGCACAACAAACAUUGAAAACAAAAAGAUGAACAUUUCUUGUUCUAACUCGGAUUCACUUGAUUUAUCAUUAGAAUCUGAAACAGAAGAUAAUAAAAACAAAUAUAUAAAAAAUGAACAGGAAAUAAAUAAAAAGGAUAAAAAUAUAAUAAAUAAAGAUAUUGAUGAAAUUAAGAAUGAUAGUAAGAAUAGUAAUGACGUAGAAGAAAAAAAUGAAAAUAAUCAAAAAAAGAAUGGAGAAAUUUCUAAUUCUAAUGAUAAAAUUGACGAAGAAAUAGCACGCCAUUUAACAUACAAAAAAAGUUUAUUCGAUGAUAAAAUUCAGGUGUUCAAAAAGAAAUAUGAUCAAAAUAUUUUAGAAGAUAAAGAAUUUAUCAAUUUAUGGAAAUAUGAUGAAAAUGGUGAAAUAGUAGAAAACUUAAAUAGAAUACCUAUACCUAAAAUAUAUUUAAAUAUUGAUGAUCCCAAAUUUUGCAUGUGGAAGAUUUUACAAAAUUCAGGAAAAUGUGCAUUCAGAGAAAUUCCUACACCAAAUAGAAAAUUAGAAGCAUGGAGACAACAAAUAAACCUAAAAUCAUUUUAUAAACAAAAUUUUGAUACUAGUAUAAGCUUAAGGAAUAUUUCAAAAGAAGAACUAACAAAUUUUAAAAUGAAAAUAUUAGAUAAUUUAGAUAAGGAAAAUGAAAAUAUGAAAAAAGGUAAUAAAGAAAGUAAUGAAAGAGAGUGCGAUAAAAAUAAUUUAAGUAUAUUAGAUAUAGGAAAGAUUCCAGAUGAUGCAUAUAUGCAAACCUUACAUAAUGAAGAAUGUGAAAAUCCUAAUAAUGACGAAACAUAUGAUAAAAACGUAAUAGAAGAAAAUUAUGAAACCAACCAUAAAGUGUUGAGAAAUGAUGAAUAUUCCUCACAAAAAGAAAAAAAUUUUAAAAUGAAAUCUCAAAAGAAAUUCAUUAAUUCAAGUAAUGAUAAAGAAAAUCAUACUGAUAAUUAUAAAAAUAAAUAUAAAAAGGCAUUUUAUACUUUGGUUGUAAGAGAUGGAAUAGUUGAUGAAUAUUUAUCUGAUGACAUAAGCAUUUUAAAAAAAUUAAAUAAUGAAUUGAAGGAAUCAGCAAAAAAAAAAACAGAAAAUGAUAAUAAUUUGGAUGAAACUAACAAUAAUGAAAAUAAUAAAAGCAAAAUAUUUGUUGGUAGUUUUUUUAAUGUAAAAGAUGUGGAAGUAGAAUAUUUAAUUAAUAAGGAAUUAUAUUUUAUACCUGAGUAUUCUAAUUGGCAUAAAAAAAAUACACAACCUUUUAUUAGGGGUCAAAUUGGUAAACAGUCAAGAAAAUUUGAUAAUGAUUAUCCAAUUUAUGAUUAUAGAAAAAGUGACUUUGGUAUGGCUAAAUUUUCUUCUUUAAAUUUAGCUUCAAUAAAAGAUUGUGCAGUUAUUUAUUUAGAUAAAGAUAUUGAUUUAAGUGAUAAAUUUAUUCAUGUAAUAUUUAUAGCAACAUCUAAAAAUGAAGAUGAUAAUAUAAAUAAUGAGAAAUCACAAUACAGCGUUUUUGAAAAUACACCAAUUAAUAUAAACAAAGAUAUUAAUAAAAAUCCUGGAAAAACUUACGAGAAAAGUAUUCCUGAAGGAGAAAAUAAAAAUAUUGAUAUUAACAAAAUUAAAGAAAGAAUAGAAAUUAAUGGAACUGAUAUAGAUAUGGGUAGCAGUUUAACUGAAAAUUAUAGUACAGAAGAAAGUGAAAUUGAAAAAAAGAAUCUUGAAAAAGAGAAAAUAAAAUAUACAGAAAAAAAAUUGAAAGAACAUAUGCAUAGCCCAGUAACUAACCCUAGGCUAAUUGUUUACAUAAAAAGAAAUAGCAAAUUAAAUAUUUAUGAAUCACAUAUAUCCUUAAAUAAAAAUAACAGUGGCCUAGUUAAUGCCUUUUCUAGAAUUUGCUUAGAAGAAAAAUCUAAAAUUGAUCAUACUUUAUCUCAAGAAUUAGGUAAAAAUGUAUGGUAUUUUCAUAAUAUUUCAGUAAAAAAUGGACUUAAUGCAAAUUAUAAGUUCGUAGAUGUACUCUUAGGUAGUUUAUCAUCACGUGUCAAUUUGCAAAUAGAAGGAGAGAAGGAAUGCAAACAAGAAAGUUAUGGUUUAGCUCUGUUAGAUGAUAAACAAAAUAUAAGUCAAUAUGAAAUGUUUCAUCAUGAGCAUCCACGUAUGGAUACAAAUCAACUAUUUAAAUUUUUAGUUUCAGAUAAAGCUCAUGCUGUUUGGAGAAGCAGAGGAAGAAUAGAAAAAGAUGCAAUAAAAGCAAAAUUAAAUACCCUAUGUAGAUCUAUUUUAUUGAAUUUUGGAGCAAGUGCUGUAUCAAUUCCCACUCUUGAAAUAAUUCCUAGUGAUAUAGAAUGUGCAAAUCAUGGAGCAACUAUAAGCGAUUUAGAAAAAGAGCCAAUUUUUGUUUUGAUGACAAGAGGAAUAACUGAAAAAUAUGCAAGAGAGAUAAUGAUGAAAUCUUUUGUAAAUGAAAUUCUUAAACAUAUAUCUGACGAAAAUCUGAAAGACAGAGUUUUAGAAAAGCUUUUGAAAAUGUCUCAUAAGUAUAAUAAGAAUUCCUAA
Molecule: messenger RNA, 3936 nt
Organism: Plasmodium relictum
Lineage: Eukaryota; Apicomplexa; Aconoidasida; Haemosporida; Plasmodiidae
Gene: SufD
Product: FeS cluster assembly protein SufD, putative
Exons: 1
Coding region: 1-3936 (1311 amino acids)
Biological process (GO): iron-sulfur cluster assembly
Source: RefSeq, a predicted model, not a curated record